Molecule: messenger RNA, 7736 nt
Organism: Polyodon spathula (Mississippi paddlefish)
Lineage: Eukaryota; Metazoa; Chordata; Actinopteri; Acipenseriformes; Polyodontidae
Product: helicase ARIP4-like
Exons: 23
Coding region: 246-4628 (1460 amino acids)
Cellular component (GO): nucleus
Molecular function (GO): ATP hydrolysis activity; ATP binding; ATP-dependent chromatin remodeler activity
Source: RefSeq, a predicted model, not a curated record
UCGGUUGCUCUGUAAGAAAUAAGGUAUAGGAAACUGCCGAAGGCAAUAAAAUAUAUGGUGUAAUAAAAUAUAACAAAAACAUAUUAUAUAGUUGUGAAGACGAUUGCAGUUCUUGGCAACCACUGAGCGAGGAAGUUCAGACGUUUCCUGAGCCAGGCUGGGGCUGAACGAUCUGCUUUUUAAACUGGAGGAGGGCGUGGCAAGGGUCAAUGGCAGGUAAUGCACAGUGAGCACUGCGGGGGGCCAUGUCAGAAGAGGCGAGCUCAGGGAGUGAUGCGGACCUGGACCUCAAUCCGAACCUGGGUGGCGAGGAAGAGGAAGAGGAGGAGAUGGAGGAGGAUGACAAUGAUGGGGACGACGAAGAGGACGUGAAUGACAAAAGUGACCAGCCUCAGACCUCCCCUUGCAGCACGGAGCAGGAUCCGCAGAGCGAUGGCACAGGCUGGCAGAGCACCACGCCAACUACCUCACAGCAGGGCGAGCUGCCCGUGCCCAGCAAAAGCCCGCCCGCCCACAGCGCCAAGAAGAAGAAGAGGGCGGCGCAGAAACCGCCUCACAUGAGGAGGAAUAUCAGAAAGCUCUUGCGGGAGCACCAACUUGAAGCGGUAACUAAAGCUGCCCAGCAAGAGGAGGCGGAGAGGCGGAAACGGCUGGACCAGCAGAGGAAAGACUACCCAGUGCCUGACUGUAUACAAGGGGAAGUAGUUCUGAGGACUGGCGAGGCUUCCCAAAGCACACCCCAUGCCACCAAGCAGGAUGUGAUCUACCUGGACAGCAGCAACAGCAGUGGGAGUGCCAGUGAGGAUGACACCAAGAGAAUAUUGUGCAGCAUUAGGGAUGAUGUGAUCGAGUUGAGCUCGGGGGACGAGGAGACCCUGCAGAUCAGCAGCGAGUCGACCAAUGAGGAGGAGGAGGUGGGGGGUGUGGGAGGCUCGGAGGAGAGCAGUGGGGCACACAUCAACGACGCCCUCAACCGCCGUGACACCCAGGGUCGUGUCCUGGUCAACAUCAACCACCCGUCGGGAGAGAAGGACCUCUACCUAGCCCCGCAGCUGGCACGGGCCGUCAAGCCACAUCAGAUUGGUGGGAUCCGUUUCCUCUAUGAUAACCUGGUGGAGUCUCUGGAGCGCUUUGAAACCAGCAGCGGAUUCGGCUGCAUCCUGGCGCACAGCAUGGGCCUUGGCAAGACCCUGCAGGUCAUCUCCUUCGUGGACAUCCUUCUGCGCCACACCGCCGCUCGGACCGUGCUCGCCAUCGUGCCUGUCAACACGCUGCAGAAUUGGCUAGCUGAAUUCAGCAUGUGGCUGCCAGCGCAAGAGGCCCUUCCUCAGGACUAUAACCCAGAGGAGAUCCUGCCCCGCACUUGCAAAGUCCACAUCCUCAACGACGAACAUAAGACAACAGCAGCUCGAGCGAAGGUGAUCAGUGACUGGUCAACGGGUGGUGGCGUGCUGUUGAUGGGCUAUGAGAUGUACCGGCUGCUCUCGCUCAAGAAGAGCUUUGUCACGGGGAGGAAGAAGAAACCCAAGAAGCCCACGGGUCCCGUCAUCAUUGACCUGGAUGAAGAGGACAGGCAGCAGGAACUGCUGAAAGGGAUGGAGAAGGCUCUGUCGAGGCCGGGCCCAGACGUGGUGAUCUGUGACGAGGGCCAUCGCAUUAAGAACUGCCACGCCAGCACCUCGCAGGCCCUGAAGAGCAUUUACACGCGGCGCAGGGUGGUGCUGACGGGCUACCCGCUGCAGAACAACCUCAUCGAGUACUGGUGCAUGGUGGACUUUGUGCGGCCCGACUUCCUGGGCACGAGGCAGGAGUUCAGCAACAUGUUCGAGAGGCCCAUCCUCAACGGGCAGUGUAUGGACAGCACGCCCCAGGACAGGAGGCUCAUGAGGUACCGCAGCCACGUGCUGCACAGCUUGCUGGAGGGGUUCGUGCAGAGACGGGGUCACGAUGUGCUGCAAAACCACCUCCCAUCCAAGGAGGAGCACGUGAUCAUGGUGCGUCUCUCCCCGAUCCAGAGGGCCCUCUACACCGAGUUUAUGGACCGCUUCCGAGAGGCGGGCAACAGCGGCUGGCUGGGGCUGAACCCCCUUAAAGCAUUCUGUGUCUGCUGCAAGAUCUGGAACCAUCCGGACAUUCUGUACGAAGUCCUGCAGAAGCAGAAUCUGGCCAGCGAGCAGGACCUUGACCUGGAUGAUAUCACCACGUCAAACAACCGCUGCCAGCCCCAAGGGAUAAAGCCCAAACUGGAGCCCAGCACUGCAGCCGGGACAGAUGCUUCCAACAGCAAGUACAACCUGGGCCUGAUCAGCCUGGGCACCAUGCAGGAGAAGGCUAACCAGGUCCUGACCUACGAAUGGGCGAAAGACAUCAUGACGGACUACCAGACGGGAUUGCUGGAGAACUCGGCCAAAAUGGUCCUGCUGUUUCACCUGAUAGAGGAGAGUAUCAGCCAGGGAGAUAAAGUCCUUGUCUUCAGCCAAAGUCUCUCUACAUUGUCUGUGAUUGAGGCGUUUCUGGCUAAGAGGCCCAUGCCAGAUUCACUGAGGACGGAAGGGCAGGGCUGCAACUGGGUGCGAAAUGUCAACUACUAUAGGUUGGAUGGCAGCACCUCGUCUUCAGAAAGGGAGCGGUUGAUAAACCUGUUCAAUGACACGCAGAAUGACAAAGCCUGGCUCUUCCUGCUGUCCACGCGGGCGGGGUGCCUUGGCGUGAACUUGGUGGGCGCUAAUCGGGUGGUGGUGUUCGACGCCUCCUGGAACCCGUGUCACGAUGCCCAGGCUGUGUGCCGGGUCUACCGGUACGGGCAGAAGAAGCCCUGCCACAUCUACCGCCUGGUGUCUGACUACACCCUGGAGAAGAAGAUCUACGACCGGCAGAUCUCCAAGCAGGGCAUGUCAGACAGAGUGGUGGAUGACCUGAACCCUGUGAUGAACUUCACCCGACGGGAGGUGGAGUCCCUGCUACACUUUGUGGAGGAGGAGCCAGCCCCAGCCAAGGUCCACCUGGAACCCAGCGAGCACCUGGAGAGGAUCCUGCAUGGAGCCUACACCCUGUACCCCCACUUAAUCACCAAGCAACCCUUCCAGCAUGAGUCUCUGCUGGUGGAUCGCAAGGAGCAGAAGCUCACCAAGGCAGAGAAGAAGGCAGCAAAGAAAAGCUACGAGGAUGAAAAGCGGGCGUGUGUGCCCUACACCCGCCCGUCCUACGCCCACUACUACCCUGCCAGUGACCAGAGUCUCACCAACAUCCCCGCUUUCAGCCAGAGAAACUGGCGGCCCCCUCCUCGGCUGGAUGAGAAGCCAGUAGCCAGUGUCCGGCCGGUCCAGUCCACUCCCAUUCCCAUGAUGCCUCGGCAGGUUCCCAUGGGGGAGAGCUCCUCUAUCGCCGGGACCAGCUCAGCGCUCAACUUCCCCGUCAACUUCCUGCAGCAAGCCGGUGUGCUUGUGCAGAAGAUCGUCACCACCACAGAUAUUGUUAUUCCAGGAACUAACAGCUCAACUGAUGUUCAAGCUCGGAUCAGUGCUGGAGAGAGUAUCCAUGUUAUCAGAGGAACAAAAGGGACCUACAUCCGCACGAGCGAUGGGAGGAUCUUUGCUGUUCGAGCGGCAAGAAAGUCCAGGCAGGGGCAGGAAAACAGCGACGCCUCUUUAGGUACUCAAAUUCCAGCUCUGGAAUCCACCAUCAAUGGGAGCAAUGGCUCAGCGUCUCCUGACUCAAAGAGGAAGCAUCUGACCCCAGACAGCCUGACCAGGCCUCUGUCUCCAGACAGCCCAGAGAUCAUCAGCGAGCUGCAACAGUAUGCAGCUCUGGCGGCCAUGCGAGAGACCGGAGACAAACCUGAGUCGACCACAGAGAUGCAGGGAAGCAGCAACGGCAGCAGCAGUGCACAAGGUCUCUCGGCAGAACAGCUGCUGGUGAUGCAUGGCUUGAAACCAGGGCCCAGCCUAAUCACCCCCGCUUCCAGCCAGCCAGCAGAAAGCAGCAGCAGCAGGAGGAAUAGCAGGGGCGAGGGAGGGGCAGCGGAAGCCCUGGACCUGCGGGGCAGCAAGCGCAAAUCGUCCACCCCUGCGUGCGACGAGCAGUCGGCACGCAAGCAGCAGCAGCCGAGCAAAAGGACUUCAGUGCCUCUGCAGGGCUACUCGCUCACUGGCGGUUACAACCUUCCACCCAUGGGCCUGAACCCUGCACUCACCAACCCCUUACUAGCCCAGAUGGGACACCCCAUGUUCAUGGGCCCGGGGUCCCCUUACUUCCAAGCCCACGGGCAGAUGGGGGACCCCCGGUUGAUGUUUGCGGACCCCUUCAGCCUCGGGGGAGCGAGCGCCCCCAGCUCAUCGUCCUCCUCCGCUGCUGUCUCGGCCUCCGUGUCCCCCUUUAUGCUCAGCCCCAGCCUGGGCGGGAUGCUCCCGGGCUUCCCGCUCCCCUAUGGCCAGUCCCUCAUGCCGGAGCCCAGGAUGUAUGCGCCUUACCCGUCUAGCCACCUGCUGCCAGGCGGCCUUCCAGCCACUCCGGGACCGGCCGGGUCAGGCUACCUGCCUGGCUUCCCUCCCCAGACGGAGCCUCGGAUUCUCUUGGAGAGUGACAGCUGUGGCUCGGACGACGAUGUGAUCGAGGUGACGGGACAGUGAGAUGAAGAGGAAGGGAGAGGAGAGCUUGUGUGUGUGGUUUUUUUUUUUUUUUUUUUUUUUUUUUUUUUUUUUUUUUUGUGUUUUUUUAACAGAACUAUGCCUUAUGGCUCCCCCCGGCCACACCACUCAUUACAAACCCCCUCUAACCUACACACAACGAAAAGGAUCAGGAUUAUCAAGCCAGUCCAAGCUGAUUUGUGGAGGAUCUGCUUUCUGUCGAACCCUGGCGAGAGCUAUCCACUGCGGGAUUGAUAGGGGAAGGCUGGAGGUGGGUGCAGAGACUCUAGCUGUCAGGCAACAUGGGAAGUUUGGCGAAUACAAAUCCUAAUGCUGUAUGUACACUAUGUAGGAGAAAAAUAAAGAGAGAACAGAUCUUUUAAACUGUGGAAAUGUAGAAUUUGAUGCUUCCGGACUGAGUCCUGUGCUAGGACUCCACAGACUGAACCUGUGGUUGGGGAUAGAGAACAUGCCCCCCUUCCCCAUCUGGCACUCCGUGAUCGGACAGGUUAAACACAUACCUGUGCUCGUCAUGUGCUUGAACUGUUUCCAUUCCUCCAGCAGGUGGCAGGCAAGAGCAUGGUUAAACUGCACCCUGUUUAUUAGAGCAGCCUACUGAAAUGGGGGGGCGGGGGGCACUGUAGCCUAAUUGUUGCAGUAUUAUUAUUAUUAUUAUUAUUAUUAUUAUUAUUAUUAUUAUUAUUAAUGGGGUCAUCAUGAAAUGUAAGGUGGAGAGAAGAUCAAAAUGAUGUGUUAGACGCAGUGAAAAUACAGGGCAGGGAGGGGAAAGGGUGUACCAGUAAGUGGGUUGGCAGGGGGGUUGGAUCAUCAUCUGUAAAUAAAUAGGUCUGGGGGGGGGUCUGAUUUCCAGGCCCUUGCCUGGAGGGAGUAUUUCUCUAAACUCAAGAAUGUAUUUCAUUUCAGCCUUUAUUUAUGAGCCUAGGACAGGGCAAUGUUCUGGGAAAAAUUGUUUGUUAGGAAGGAUUCGGGAAAUUAGCUGUUUGCUGCUGCAGCAUGUUGUACAGGAACAACAGCCCACUCUUUCUUUAUAAUGAAAGACAGAGACUGGAAAUCAAAUGCAUUGUUCCAUCUCACUGAAUGUAACCUGUAACGAGAGGCUAAAUUUCACAGCUUAUGCUGAAGCCCUGUAUUCCUCAUCAACUGUUCCCUGGUUUGAAGAAGUUUUUCCAGGCUACCAUGUAUUUGCAAUUUGGAAAAUUAGAAUUAACAAAAAAUUAAUUGCUAAACAUUUGGGUUUUAUGCAAAGUCUGUGAAUUGAUGACUUUUUUUUUUUUUUUUGCAAGUUUAUCACCGUCGAUAGCGUUGUUUCUUUGUGCACAAAACAAAGAGCCUGGAAUAUUUUCCUUGACCCACUCCCCCAAUUGGAAAGCUUUGCUAGAACAAUCCGAUCUUUCUGUUCCAGAGACUCCGGACCAGUUCCGGCUCAGUUGUUCUUCCAUGGAGUCAGCAUCGCCCUGUGGUGCAACAUGCUUGUGUGUUUCAGCGUGUUAAGAUUGCAUUAAAAGGUCACAUAUAUCCCAGGAUUACCCCAACAGGCUGGGAUCUGAAUGUCUCUUUCAAUGCAGCAAAUGAGAAGAAGCCUUUUUAUUAUUGUUUUGCAAGUGGAAAUUUCUAAAUUCGUGCCAGUAGCCCUGCCCAGAGAUUCACUUGAAAUGUACUUCCCAGUAAAUACUAAUUUUAACUCUCUGCAUAUGAAAUGGUGUACAUCUGCGCUUAGUCAAAAGGAUAAAGUUUGCUUUUUUUCUACAGGGGAUUUUUAUUUUUAAGUUGUGGUGUUAACGUAACAAAUGUCCACAUUAUUUACAUUUUUUUUCUUGGGUGCAGUAAUCGGUACUUGUGAGAUCAGUUUUUAGUAUAGAUUACAUUUUCAGACCAACAGCCAGUUUAGACUACGACAAGCAAGCAAUGGCCUCCCUUUUUAAAUAAAAACAUUUUUUUUUUAAAAAGGUGUCAACUUGUUUAAGUACACAACCUCAAGCCAACAGACGCCACUGUGUAGGAGCGAUUGUCACACAUAUUAGAGAUUUGAGCAGUUUAUACUGACAGCACUGAAGCCUUAUUACUGAACCCCUUUCUCAUCUGUAGGUCUGCCAGUCUGUAGAGCUACAAGCUGCUGUUUAAAUAGUACGCUGCAGCGUCUCUCUCAGGGUGCGGUAGUGCUGGGAAUGUGAAGGAUGUUAUCAACUUGAAGGGAAUUGGUCAGUGGCGUUAGUGACCUUAAAAUACAAUCAGAAAAUCAGAAUGCUAAAUUUAAAAUAUAAACUGCACGUGUAUGUACACAACAUGACUGAUGGUACAAUAGACAUCCUACCCCCCACCCUACCAGACCCAUUCAGUAUGCAAUUUGCCCAUUUUAAUAUGUUAUUGUAGGACAGUCUACAUUUAACAAUUAAUGAUAACUGGAGAAUUAUCUCUAGAUGUCACACGAAACAAACAAAUAGAAAUGCAUGCAUGCAACAAAACAAGCACACGGUUGAAUAAUUUCAAUUGAAUCAAAACUUCACACUGUUUUGAUGUAAAUCAUGGCAGAUUAGACUGAGACGAUAAUAAUGGCAUCACGUGUGUUCCCUUUAUUGCACGUCUCUGUUUUUUCACAUGUAAAAACUCAGUUGCUUGUAACCACAUCAAUGAGGAAUACUGGAGAGUAAAAGCUGCAGUUAUAAAAUCCUGACCUGAAUAUCAAGGGACAGUAUUGAAAACUUGUUUGAACUGUUUCAAAUUAUUUGUAAAGGGUUUAUAAGUUUAAUAUUUUUGUUGUUUUGCUUUUCUUGCUCAUCCUAAGGCUGUUGGCUGACCCCAUGAGGGCUACAUGUAUAUUUCACCAGGUCAUCUAUCAGAUUAUAAUAACUACUAAUAGAAGCCUUAGAUUAUCUUUAGCUAUGCAAGAGUUCUGUUCACUUAUUUUUCGGGGGGGAUGUAUGUAUCAUAGAAUUCAUCAGACUGAAAUAAAAUGUGAGAAUGGAUUCUGUGUUUGAUUGUUCGGUGUCUGUUUGCCAGUCGUGUAUAGCUUUGUGGAGGAAGACGUUACUCAUGCAGUUCUGGUUCGUAUUGAUGUGUAUUGCAGUGUGUUCUGUAUUGUAAAGGAACAUU